Messenger RNA from Acanthaster planci (crown-of-thorns starfish), 3717 nucleotides. RefSeq lists its product as uncharacterized. The record is from RefSeq and is a predicted model, not a curated record. Lineage: Eukaryota; Metazoa; Echinodermata; Asteroidea; Valvatida; Acanthasteridae.
UCAGCUGUAGCUGGUGCUCGGCGUUUAGGGCCCGGUCGCUGUGUGGGUAGAGUGUUUGUGUUACGUGCAAUGAGCCGGAUACCCGAGUGCGCUCUUCACAUUAUUGUGUACGAUCCUUCAUGCGUGCUAGCUGCAUGUAACAGUAUUGCAUAGGCAGUACACGUGCAUACACACAACUCGCUGAAAAAGAACAGCUUGUUUACAACCGGCAUGUCAAAUGUCAAUAUUUGCAUUGCCGUUCGGCCGUCGUCUUACUGAUAGGAUUGGAAUGAACUGAUGAUGUGCUUAUUCUCUGGUAGGUGCUCCUCACGUGAACAGUUGAUGAAGUGAUCAUCAGUGCGAUAUUACGGAGUGGAGUUAAAUUUCGACUCGUACUUAGUUGAAAUUUGAGGUUACAGCAGGCUUCAGCCAAGAUGCACUGUGUUUUAUCGUCAGUUAUUCAGCUGUGUGUUGCGAUAUUGAUCGGCAGCGGGAAUGUAUAUGCUACCGGUCCGCUACGAGAGAACCCAGCUGAUGCUUUCACCACGCCGGGCUCUACUGUGGUUUUACGGUGCGCUAUAAACAACCGUCCCGGUCAAUCCCCGUAUAUCGUGUAUUGGUAUCGUCAUAGCCCCAACGCUGCCUACUUGACCAAGGGAACCCGAGUCUUUCGCCAGAGCACUACGGACGACUCAUGGCGGCGUCUUUCCGUGAUAGGGGACACUCCAGCCGGGGAAUAUUUCCUUCAAAUACGGGAUGUCAGCAUGAGUGAUGCUGGCGAUUACGGCUGUGUGUACUUUGAAGGAGGUAAAUACUUGGGGGAGUCUCGGAUCGUCACUAUCACGGUGUAUGAACCUCCCCAUGAGGGGUAUCCACAGUGCAGUAUGGAACCGGCCGGGGUGUACCUCGAACCGGGACAAAAAGUGGUGCUUACUUGUAUAUCUUCUGGGGGGAAUCCUAAGCCCCGUCUUGACUGGAUGAGUUGGCAUGAGAUAUUGCCAGGGAGAGUAGAGGAGGACCCCUACCCUAAAGCUACCUAUGAACUACAGCUCAUGGAGACCGACAAUGGAGCAGUAUUCACGUGCGUGGAGAACACUCCAGCUUUGCCUCGGCUGGCCCGGACGUGUAGUCUAAAGCCAUUUCACCGGCCAACCAAUGUUUCCAUAGUGACUUCCUCUGUCAAUGUAGGAGAAGAUGCUGUGUUUACCUGCUCUGCAGUUGGUAUUCCCAGUGUCACUAACUAUACCUGGAUAAUUGCUGGAAAAACUCCGGAAAACUUUGUCUCUGCCUCAGGGGAAAAGAUCGUCAUCCAAGACAAUAACCAGGUUUUACGGAUUGUUAAUGUUCUUUCUGGAGAUAACGGGACAGUUGUUAAGUGUUACGCUAACAAUGAAAUCAAUGAGAAAGGGGAUACUAGUACAGAAGUUUUUAUAUCACAGCUGCUUCCUAGUCGUCCAAGUGGUAAGAAUGCGAGCGCGAGGGAUGAAGAUAAUGAAUCGGGGAUGAAUGCUGGCAUCAUUGUGGGUUCAGUUCUUACUUUACUCCUCUUGGUCAUCAUCAUCGUCCUCCUAGUGCGGAAGCUCAUCUGUCUCAACAUAAAGCAGGAGUCCUCCAGAGAGAAGGAGCAGGAGAUUGGAGAGGCGGAGAGCCAACCUUUGAAGGCUGAAACUACUGAUACUCAUCAACCAGUCGUUAAUAUACACGCCAAUCCACGGCCUGUUACGAUCUGCCUCACACCGCGAGAUGCAAUCGUAGAACAUAUACGAGAGACAGAAGAAGCUGGUGGCCAACUUCUGAGACCAUCCGAUAGUGGUUCCCGGGUAACUGUAGUUGGUCGACUAUCCUGUGCUGGAAUGACAGUGGAUUUUGGAGAUAUUGGACAAAUGUAUUCAAAGCCCGCCAAGAAGGGAGACACUACGAAGCACGCAGAUGUCGUGCCAGAUCCAGAACCUCAGACCUCCAAACCGAAACCCAAACCUGCUGCCAAGCCCGCUCUGCUCCCAAAACCUAAACUCCUUCCUAAACUAGGAAAGCCCCUGCCCGUCCAAUCGAAAGAGGAACCAGUGUCUCCGAAGGAGGACGACCAGCCGAAAGAUGAAAAUGGUGAAGUCAUCUAUGAGAACACCCACCGUAGACCAGACAUCACCAUGGACCUAGGGGAAGAAAAAGAUCCCCUGAAACCCAACUCCACCCACUGGAAUGGGAAGAAACCAGAGCUGUUAUAAAACUGAGUGUUAUCCUCCCACUGGUCUGGGAAGCGACCAGAGUCGUUAUAAUUCAAGAUUAGUAAUAUGUUCUCACAGGAAUAGGAAACAACCAGGAUUGUUCUAAGAUAUUGUCCACCCACUGGAUUGGAAAGCGACCAGGUUCGUUAUACAUGUACCUCAAAACUAGUAAUAUCCUUUCACCGGAAUAGGAAAAGCCAGGGUUGUUCUAAGUUAUCCAUCCACUGGAUUGGGAAGCGACAAGAGUUAUGAGACCAUCAUCUUCUUUUGAGUACAUGGAAACAUAUUUGAAAUUAUUCUUGCAAACAAUUUAUAUACAUUGGUCUAUACUGUUGAAUUCUGUAAAUACAAAGAAAAAGCCAUUUAUCCACAUUUGUAUCAACAUAGAACUUAGAAUGCCCUAUCUUGGUAAAAGUUUGGUCAUGGUAGCCUGGCAAUAUAAACUUAAAACUGAUAAGUGAUAUCGGUGUGCACGGCCUUGGCAUAAGUUUCUGAACAAAUCAAUCCUACAUUUGCACACGCAAAUAUUUUAAUAAAGUUUCUCCCACUCCCAUGCUAUUUAAAUCUCAUUCAAAAUAAUUGAAUGUAAUUGGAGCCAACACUGGUUAGAAGGAAAACAACUUGCUGAUUUUUCAAAUCAGCAAGUUUUAAAAAGAAAUUGUUAAAACUAAAAGCCAUGAUAUUACUAGAAAAAAGGCACCUUUUGCAACAGUUUUAUCCUCAUCAAGUAACAAAACAUAAGUGUAAAUGUACAAGUCGAGUGCAUUUCUUUGGAAGAUGUAUUGCGCAUAGGGGAUUAUCUCCAUUUUCGGGAAACCUUUUCGAAAUUGAUUGAUUCAGCACGACGCUAGUGAUUUGUAAGGACACAAAUUUUUAUGAUACAAGUUUUAUCAUUUACUUCACUACAUGUACCUGUAUGUACAUGUACACUAGCUGUGGUUUCAACAGAGCAAAUUUCAUUUCUAAAUCUGAAGUGAAACACAAACAGGUGUAAACAAGUGAAAAAACGGGGGGGGUGUAGACAUUGUUCUUGUGGUCAAAUUUGCAAUACUGCUGAACACUGCCGAUAAUACUAGUUGUAUGCGUCAGUAGUUUCAUCUGUUAUAAAUAUAUGUAACCAGGUGUGAUCGGCACACAAAAUCCCACUUCACCCAGUCUUGGCUCUACACAGACUUCUGAACUCUUGUCAUGUUUGUCUUGUCAAACGUAAUCUCUACAACUUGUGUAAACCGAGCCGUGGGUUUAAACACUUUAAGUCAGUGUACAAAGGUGCAUGCUUUAAUGGAAUUGGAAGGAAGGGUUUCAGUCGGGAAAGUUGGGUGUUGUGGGUGCUUUUUGAAUAUGACAUCAACCAAGUUUUUACAAUUUGACUUGAUGUGGAGAGCUGCUACCCUUUAAUGUAAAUUUCGUAUUUUAUAUUUGUCUUUCAUUUUUGUGCCUUUUUUCUAAACAAUAAUCAGUUAGUUUGGAUACGAGCAGUGGCGUAGCUAGGGUUUUACUAAGGGGGGGGGCA